Molecule: messenger RNA, 969 nt
Organism: Rana temporaria (common frog)
Lineage: Eukaryota; Metazoa; Chordata; Amphibia; Anura; Ranidae
Product: olfactory receptor 51E1-like
Exons: 1
Coding region: 9-962 (317 amino acids)
Biological process (GO): G protein-coupled receptor signaling pathway
Cellular component (GO): membrane
Molecular function (GO): olfactory receptor activity; G protein-coupled receptor activity
Source: RefSeq, a predicted model, not a curated record
UCCACGUUAUGAGUUUAUUUCUACAGAAUGUCUCGGUAACUAUUAGCAAUUUUGUUCUGGUGGGGCUUAUUGAGAUCGAAUCAUUUCGAUAUUUAUGUGCACCUUUGGCUCUUGCAUUAUUUUCAAUCACAUUGUUUAUGAGUUCUAUGAUUGUCUAUAUAACAUGGACAGAGAAAAGCUUGCAUGAACCUAUGUACAUCUUCAUAUGCAUCUUGGUUAUCAAUGGCAUGUUGGGGAACUUAUCAUAUUAUCCCAAGCUGAUCAUUGACUUGUUGUCUAGAUGCUCCACCAUCUCAUUUACAGGAUGUUUCUUUCAAUCUUUCUGUAUCCAGUUAUAUGUAGUUGGUGAAUUGUUUUUAUUUACGGUAAUGGCAUAUGACCGAUAUCUGGCUGUAGGCCACCCUCUGAGAUACCACAAUCUGAUGACCAACUUUACACCUCUAAUAAUAUCACUUGCCAUAUAUAUUUUCAUACUGGUGACAAUAACUGUGGGUGUAUUAUUAACAUUGAGACUAACUUUUUGUGAGGUAAAUAUCAACAACAUCUAUUGUGAGAUUGCAGAACUACAACGGCUUGCUUGUAACGAUAUAACAGUUAACAUUAUCUAUGGACUAAUUUUGACCUUUUCCACCAUAAUUGCCUGCUUGCUUGUAAUUAUAUACUCUUACAUAAGAACAAUUGUCAUCUGUCUGAAACUUUCUAGGGAAUCCUCCCAGAAAGCUAUACAUACAUUGUUGACUCACAUAUUGUCCUUCUCCAUUUAUAUUGUCACAUUAUUGUUCAUUAGUUUAAGGUCCAGGAUAAAUUGGGGUUCUGUAUCAACUAAUUUUCAUGUUAUCAUAGCUUUGAUUGGUAGCACCAUAGUUAGUACUGCAAACCCUCUGAUCUACGGGAUAAGGACUAAAGCUCUCAGAGAAAAAAUUGUAUGCAACCUGCAGAAAAUGGUUGGAAAAACUAAAUAAAAAAAAA